AUGACAGAGUUUCCAGCGCAUUAUAUUCCUUUAGAUGACAUAGUGCAAGUUAUAAAGCAAAGAAGGAUGCAGACAGCUCAAGAAAAGUCUGAAGUACAAAUAGCUGACCAUAAAUCAAAGACCAUGGAAGGUCCAGCUCAUGCAAUGAUGAGGGGACUAUCUGUGAAGACAGACACUACAUUCUCUGAAGAAGAAGGAGCUCCUUUAGAGGAAGGGCAGAGAGCGCAGGUCCAGGAGCAUGCCCAAGAUGCCCUCUCCUAUGGUAAGGAUUCAUUGCAGAAAGAAAAUUCACAGCCAACCGCUUCUGGAAACUCAGACACGACACCUGGUUCCAAAGGGAAAGGAGAGACAUUCAGUGAGAAUGAGAAGGACCAUACGGAUGAGCUGAUGCUGAUUGAGCAGUGGGUUGACUUCAACUUCAACGAUAGCAACAGAAAAGAUGUUCGGUCAAACUCCAGGGUCCAAAACUCUAUCACGUGGAUUGUUCUGAUAGUCUUCACCAUCCAGAUUGUGGGCUUGAUAACAACUGUCUUUGUUUUUACAAUGGCUAAACCCCAUUUGCCGUCCUCCUCCUCCGUCACUGCCACCCCUUGUUGCCCACGUGGCUGGAUCACGACCCAAGGGAGCUGCUUUCACUUCUUGGAUCUGGAAGGGGCCUGGGAAGCCGGCCAACAGCACUGCUCCUCUCUUGGGGCCUCCUUGGCGGUGAUUGAUAACUUAGAGAAACUGAAUUCUGCAGUGCCUCACAAAGUAUCCUUCAACUACUGGGUGGGCCUUCUCAGAGAACCAGGAGAGAGCUGGAAAUGGCCUGACGGUACUGCCUUCAACAACUACUUUGAAGUGGAAGGAGAAGGGCCGUGUGCUUAUCUAAACAACAGAGUUGUGAGCAGCGCUAAUUGUUCCACUGAGAAGAAAUGGUUGUGCAGCCAGAGAGCAAGACAAGGAACCCCCGGCCAUUGCAAAGGAACGUGAACGCUUCAGGAAUGA
This is a messenger RNA of Heteronotia binoei (common prickly gecko), 987 nucleotides long. Its product is annotated as C-type lectin domain family 2 member D-related protein-like. The record is from RefSeq and is a predicted model, not a curated record. The transcript is spliced from 8 exons. NCBI's taxonomy places the organism in Eukaryota, Metazoa, Chordata, Lepidosauria, Squamata, Gekkonidae. The coding region runs from base 1 to 972 and encodes 323 amino acids.